GUUGAAGGUACAGCAGUCCAGUCGGUAGUUGGCAAGCCUGAGACAAUCCGCUAGGUUGUAGGUUAGAUAUAGCUCGUCGCUAAGCUAAUACGGUGGUGGCGACGCGAAGAUCGACAAAACGGUUCGCGUGGAAUCGUGAAAAGUUUGGUGGAUUAGUUUAUGCGUAUCAUUCGUUGGAAUAUCUUGGGAGCAUUCUCGGGUCGUUCGCAGAAUCCGAUUUGCGCGUUCCUCGUGUUUGGAAACGCAUGCGUGCUACCAAGGUAACGAAGUGCGUCUGGCAAUAAUCGGACGGGACUGUUUUAGUUGUACCAACUACGUCGAGGUAGCAGCUCGAUCGCAUUGUUUUUAUGUUUCCCAUGUGUGUACAUACCAUGCAUAUACGCUCCAUCUGAGGCGUAUAUCGCGACCGUCUCGCGAGUGUCCAACGUUUUGUGCCGUCCACGCGUCGAGUUCUUACCGAGUGUGUCUGUGCAGGAGAGGAAUUUUACACGGCGACUUGUCGCGAAACAGCUGAAACUCACGUUCUUCGCGAAGGUGUGGCAACGUUACCAGAAACGACGUAUGCGUCGAACAAGGAAGAGGGUUACGACGUUGCGACGUUGACGGUAAAUGCAGGGUACGGUGAAUGUUGGAGAAAACAGAAUGUCCAGCGAGCAACCGCGAACGAGCGCCGUUGCGACCAAAGAAGACGUGGGCUACAGAAGCGUCGAGAUCGCGUCCGCGUUUACGCAUCUGCCGCAAAAAGAAAUGGCCAGGGACACGCCAGGCUCACCCAUGUCUAGGCCGAGGGAGUUGGUCGGCGGAGUUGGCGCUGCAGCGGCCACCUUGACAUCCAGCGCGUAUCACGCUGCCUCUGGCGAUCCAACCGCCCUUCACGGUCACGCGCUGCAGCAAAAGAUACUCGAGUUGCAACAGCAUCAUCAACUUCAACAGCAGAUUCUACGGCAACAGUUCCAGGCGCAGGAGCGACAAUUGGCGGAACUGCACGAACAACAGAUGCAUCAGCUGAAGCUAUGGGAGCAGCAAAAGCAACUGGAGGAACAGAGGAGAGAAAAGGAGAGGCUCGAAGCUUUGAGGAAAAAGGACAAGCACGAUCACAGUGCCAUCGCAUCGACGGAAGUCAAGCAACGUCUUCAGAGCUUCCUCGUCAACAAGAAGCAAAGGGAGGCCGCGGCCGCGGCUAAUGGGGCCGUACCUGGUACAGCCGGAUACAGGAGCUGGUUGCAACCGCAAUCGGAUUCGGCGGGCACCGCGAACGCCUCGCAUCCCUACAGGAUGCCGCAGAUGCUUCAGGAAAAGUUUGCCGAUGAUUUCCCUCUUCGAAAAACAGCCUCGGAGCCGAACCUGCUGAAGGUGCGACUAAAGCAACGCGUGGAGAGGAACAUGGCCGCCUCGAGAAACUCACCCCUGAUGGCAAGACGGAAGGAACGGCUGCUGUCGCACCUCAAGCGGAAGUCACUGCUAGCAAAUUCUAGCAGUAAUCCGGAAUCUGGGCCUAAUUCGCCGCCGACCGUCAAUAAUUCUCAAGCGAGUCCCACGGCGGGUAGCAACGCGGCGGCCAUUCAAGAAGAGACCGAGAACACGGCGUACGGUGGCCCUCUGACCAGCGGCAGCCAACAGGGUAGCCUUUCGGAUCUUUCGUUGUUCAGCUCACCGUCCAUGCCGAACAUCUCGCUGGGUAGACCUCACGUUCCGUCCGGAACCAGCACGACUGGCACCAAGUUAGCGACCGUCUCAGAAGCGGAGGUACGAGCAGCGUUCACGGCGCGGCUUGGAAUGCCGCUCACCGAUCAGAUGUUACCUGGCACCCUGCCCUUCUACCCCUCGCUAACGGUGAUCGAAAGGGACCCGCCAUCCUCCAACUACGUUCACAAGCAGAUGCAGAAUUUGGAACAUCAGUCGGUAACGAACAGACAACACGCAGCCGCGGUUUAUUAUAGCGCUGCAGCAGCGUCUGCGUCAGGCUCGGCGUCAGCGUCUGCGUCGCCCAUCACGGACACGCAAGUAGCGCACGCGAGGCUGCAAAAGGCUGGUCACCGGCCUUUAGGUAGCAGAACCCAGUCCGCUCCGUUACCAUUGGGACACCCGAUGCUGCAAGGCGGGAGCAUGAUGGCUCCGCAGACGCACUACGAAGAGUACCUGGCCGAGAAGCAGCUGCACGACCAACAGCAGGCGCACAAUUACUUGAAACAACAGAUUCGUCAGACCGUGUUGACGCGGGUCGGGUCCCGAGGCCAGGCGAACCAGUUGGACGAGGCGCCCGAGUCCGAAGAGUCCGAAGUGAUAGAUCUGACGGGAGGAAAGAAAGAUCUGUCGGAGGAGAGCGAAAUUUCCAAGCAACAGCGCGAUCGCGAGCAAUUCCUGCAACAGCAAAGAGAUUUGAUGAUGAGGCAUACGCUGCAAGCCUCGAAUGAGUCGACGGCCUACAGCGGGGGCAGUGGCGGCAGCGGGAGUAGAGGAGGCCAGCAGUGCGCCAGGCCGCUAUCCAGGGCGCUCUCUAGUCCGUUGGUGCAUUUAGGACCCCAGGGCUCCGGAUCCGCCGCCGCUGAUUUGUUCGCUCGAGCAUCCACCCACCGACCCACCACUGGCUUGGCCUACGAUCCGUUGAUGCUGAAACACGCGUGCGUCUGUGGGGAGACGGUACGUGGUCAUCCCGAGCACGGCGGAAGGUUGCAGAGCGUCUGGGCCCGACUGUCAGAAACGGGUUUGCUACAGAGAUGCGAUCGGAUACGAUCGCGUAAAGCUACCCUCGAAGAGAUUCAGACGUGUCACAGCGAGGCGCACGCUCUACUCUUCGGGACGAAUCCGAUGAACCGUCAAAAGUUGGACGUAUCGAAGCUCUCUCAACUACCGAUCAAGAGUUUCGUUCGACUGCCUUGCGGCGGAGUGGGCGUCGAUUCCGACACUACGUGGAACGAACUGAAUACCGCGCCGGCCGCCAGAAUGGCAGUAGGCUGCGUCGUCGAUCUGGCCCUAAAAACCGCUAUGGGCGACAUUAAGAACGGCUUCGCCGUCGUACGACCUCCGGGCCAUCACGCCGAAACCAAUCAAGCCAUGGGUUUCUGCUUCUUCAACUCGAUCGCGAUCGCUGCGCGAUUGCUCCAGCAAAAGCUCGAUGUUCGGAAAAUCUUGAUCUUGGAUUGGGAUGUCCACCAUGGGAACGGAACGCAACAGAUGUUUUACGACGAUCCGCGUGUGCUAUACCUGUCGAUACACAGGCACGACGAAGGUAACUUCUUUCCAGGAACCGGUGGCCCGACCGAGUGCGGGGCAGGCGAGGGCCUCGGCUACAACGUGAACGUAGCUUGGUCGGGAGGCCUGAAUCCGCCGAUGGGAGACGCGGAGUACAUAGCUGCGUUUCGAACGAUAGUGAUGCCAAUCGCGAAGGCAUUCGAUCCGAGCAUCGUCCUAGUCUCGGCUGGAUUCGAUGCCGCCGUUGGUCAUCCUCCGCCUCUCGGAGGUUACAAAGUCAGCCCAGCCUGUUUUGGAAAGCUGACGCAACAACUGCUAGGACUGGCAGACGGCAAGGUUGUCCUUGCCCUUGAAGGCGGCUACGACUUGGCCGCCAUCUGUGAUUCCGCGCAAGAGUGCGUUAGGGCUCUGUUGGGCGACGAACCUUCCCAAUUAAGAGAAGAGGAACUGACCAGGCCACCUUGUCAGAACGCGAUCGACACGCUGCAAAAGACUAUCGCCGUUCAGAUGUCGCACUGGCCUUGCGUCAAGCUGAACGCUCACACUGUACCCAUGACCGCGAUCGAAGCUGGUCAGAAAGAGCGCGACGAAUCGGAGACGGUCUCCGCGAUGGCCUCUCUUUCGAUGCAGCAGCCUACCAACUUAACGACUACCCCAGAACAUUCCCGUGAAGUUUCCGAGGAGCCCAUGGAACAAGACGACGCCAAAUGAAAUCGUAGUCGGCUGCGUUAGCGGUACGUGCGAUCGUCUUUGGAAAUUGUCGCGAAACGACCAUCGUCGUGUUCGCGACGCGUCGUAGGGAGCGACUGGCGAGCUACAGAGCCACUGUGCCACGAAACAGGUGCAGUUUGCUCUGUCCGACGUUGCAUCGUCGGCGUCGUUACCCAAGCUUUUGCGCGCCUCUAUUUUCGCGCCAUCGAGCGUUGAAUCGCGAUGUUGCGCCGACACGCGAUCCUGUCGCUGCGAAUGCUCGCUGUUAUUGAGCCGACUAAACGCGAGGGGAUCCGAAUCUUGUAGAGCUACCGAUACAGUUUUUUCUACGGUCUUGGAGACAGGUCUAGCAGAUACACCCCGUACACCAAAUGCUAUCGAUAGAAUGUCAUCUAAUCGAAGUCGAAUAAUGCCGUUAGAGAAAGAAAAGCAACGUUUCGUUUAAAUCGAUUACUAUCGUUAACCCUCGAAAUCAUAUCCAAUUAUAGCAGGCGUUUUAUGUAUCGUUUUUACCAUCCACUGAGAGCCUUCGCGUGUUUGUCCAUCGCAUCGGCUACGAUUGGGUAGAGUUUUCCGAGCAAAGGUGCUCAGACUCGUCUGUAAAAUCGAUCAGUUUGCGCGCGCGAAAACUCCUUUCAAGUAUUUCUCUCGUUUGUACGAACAAACCUUAUGUUUUCGAGCACUUUCUAUUUUCUAUAGUACGUCCCAUUGGACCAGCAUUCCCCGAUCUCUUUCACUCAUGGAACAUUUUUUACGUACACAUUUUACAGUUUUCUUUUCCAUACACUUGCUAACGAACGUAUACAUCGUACUAGGAAUUUUAAUGAAAACUAACCAAAGCCUAAUCUCAAUUUAUUCGAAUAACGUCUAGCUCUGGUUUUAUUCGAACCCAGUUCGUUCAAUGGAACGUACUAUAAGUUGCUACAAGUUUCCAAGUAUUGCACGGUAAACGUUGAUCCGUGUUGUCCACCUUUUCGUCCCAAUCGCGCAAACGGAUAUUAUCGGAGAGAAAUUUCGAAGAAACGCGCUAUAAGAAAAUUGUACCUGUUUGCGAACCGUCGGUCGUCCCGAAACACUAGACGUUCGAAACGAUCUUACGCGCCCUGUGACUCGAAAGUAAAGAGUUCGCGCUCCACGCACUUGUUUAGUUUAUUCUAACAUAUUUAUUAUGCAAAUCGGAAAAAAUUAACGAAGAGUAUCUUACUCGUAAGACUCUGAACGCAUCGAUAGAAAUUGCGCGUCCGAAUGAUAAAAAUCGUCGAGGAAAUUUUAUUUAAGACCAACGUAGCGUUAGACUUUUUUUUUACGUAUUUUACGUUACACUGGACGCAAUCGUACGUUGGGACGCUUCAAUUUUUUUCGUAUUUCAAUGAAAAUUUGCAUAUCGACGGAACUACGAAACAGAGAUGAGUAAAAUUAUCUAGAUAGAAAUUUGUCUAUCCGUUAUAUUUAUUUAUUUUAUUUCAACGAUUUAAGACGAUGUUUAACGAAUAAGUUUGUUUUUCCCAAUUUUUAUCGAACGAGAAACGAUGUCCAUUGUUAAAUAAAAAUUAAAGGUUUUUGAAUUCAACGCGUAAACUUCAUUUUAGAAUGAAACAUUUUACGAAUGCCACCUUUAAAUUUUGGGCAUCUCUGCAACGAAUUAAUCGAAGCGAUCCUACCAGAGCGCGAUAAGAAUUCGCAGAAGAAACGAUACACCUGACGAGAAGCAAAGAACCAAGUGUUUCGCGUUUCGCGUGUCUCGUGUCUCGUGUCGCGAGAAUGUAGCGAUUAAUUUUUACUUCGGGUGGCGUAGCGACGUUUGGUUGUUUUACCGCGAACAAAGGCUGGUGUGAUUUUUGUGAUAUUUUGUAAAAAAAAAAAAUGAAAUUUAACGAGCUACUGUUAAAUAAAGGUGUAAGUGCAAGCAAGAGCGUUCGUCGUGUGUGUGUUUGUUUGUUUGUUUGUUUGUUGUGUGUGUGCGUGCGUGCGUGCAUGCGCGAGUAUGACGCAGAAAAAUAGAGAGAGAAAUACAAUUGAAAUACGAGCAUUUAUUUUUGUGUCGUGCAUUUUACGAGAACACGGAGUCACGUGAACGAAUCGAUCGAUUGACAAAAGAUUUCCGCGGUUUCGUGCGUGCUUGUAAACAAACGUAGGUAUACGAAUAUACGUCGGACGUGUGCGUAUGUACGGGCAUCGAGUACAAGGUAUAUACAUAUAUGUGUGGAUCGUAUGUUGCGUGUAUUCGCAAGAAUCUCAAGUGUUCGUCCCGUAUUUUUUUACCAAAAAUUAUGAAAAUAUCAAGUACGAAACAAUUCUUUGGUCAUGGUUGAUGCCAACCAAGGCUUCCGGUUGCGAGUAUUGUCCUUUGGAAAAAGUGCUAUCUUCGAUUACUUUCAAUUGAAGCAGAAUGCACAUGGCGUUUGAUGUAUCAAAUGAAAUAUAUUAUAUAUCGAUAUUCUCGUGUCGUUUGAUCCUUGAAGAAGAAACGUUGGAGUAUCGUAACCAAAGGGCACAGCUCACACCCAGAAGCUUCUGUUAAUAUCAACCAUGAAGUAAUCGGGACGUGAAGCCUCAACUAUCUUAAUUCUUUGGUCGAUUCGUGUCGCGAGCACGAAUUCACACGAACAAUCCUACGAUUCGUCGUCUACUCUUCUACCUACGACAGUUAAAUAUCCGUGAUUUAACCUCUCGAGGGAUAUUGAUACGUACGUGUACGUUUAGUUCCCGACUUCCUUUUGUAUGUAAUAUCGCAUGGAAAUAUUUACAAAUAAAUUUUCCAAUGACAUAACAGUUAUAUCAACAUCUAAAUAUUGAAGUUUUGUUUAUAUCUAAUAAAAUAAUUCAUCCCUCGAGAAGUUAAGCUUGGGCCACCGAGAAAGCAUGUAGUACCGGCCACGAAAUCUGUCGCGCUCAGUCCUGGCUUGUUUACAUGUAGCUGGAGAUGAGAAAGUUUGAUACUUCGGGUGAAUUCGCCAACAGUUACGGCUAAUUGAGAAUCUUCGGCCUCGAUGUUUGUUCAUUUAUUCGGGCACUACCGUACACAAUUCUAUUUUGCUUCUUAGUGUCGCCAUCGAUACGGUUUAUCUCUACUUUCACUUCGUUCGCGAACAAUCGUCCGUUUACAAUUUCUCAAUUUGCUCACGUUAACCUUACCCCUCUACUCAGUCUCACUUAGCCUGAUUACAUUUUUUCGACUCGAUUCGACCGAACUAUUCGUCCUCCUUGGUUACGUUCUCGUGCGAUGAUCGUUUAAAAAUUGUUAACAAUUAUGAGAGAGUUUUAUGUGUUUCGGACAAAGAAACUUGAAACAUUCCGGUAUCGUUCGUAGGAAAUCGAUACAAGUUAGAUGUAAAAAAAAAAAAGAAAUUGUUGACUCGCAUCGAAAGCAGAAUAUUAAUAAUAUUAAUAAUAAUAAUAAUAAUAAUAAUAAUAAUAAUAAUAAUAAUAGAUAUGAAAACGAGAAUCUAACGUCGAAGAUGAAGAUGGAGAAAAGAAAAUGUUACGAUUACGUUAUUGCACGUGUUCGAGUAUGUCCAUAUUGUGUAAGCUUAAGUGUAUUAGUAAUACAUUUUUUAUGUAUAUAAAUGUACCUCGUAAAGUAAUUUUAAAUAAAAGGUAUAGUCAUUGUGUUAUGCAUA
This is a messenger RNA of Hylaeus volcanicus, 7523 nucleotides long. It is a transcript of the gene HDAC4, whose product is annotated as histone deacetylase 4. Lineage: Eukaryota; Metazoa; Arthropoda; Insecta; Hymenoptera; Colletidae. Gene Ontology annotation, molecular function: histone deacetylase activity. Gene Ontology annotation, biological process: negative regulation of transcription by RNA polymerase II; chromatin organization. The coding region runs from base 610 to 3903 and encodes 1097 amino acids. Gene Ontology annotation, cellular component: histone deacetylase complex. The transcript has 18 exons. The record is from RefSeq and is a predicted model, not a curated record.